Messenger RNA from Polypterus senegalus (gray bichir), 6078 nucleotides. RefSeq names its product zinc finger, SWIM-type containing 6 (gene zswim6). The transcript has 14 exons. Gene Ontology annotation, cellular component: Cul2-RING ubiquitin ligase complex. The record is from RefSeq and is a predicted model, not a curated record. Lineage: Eukaryota; Metazoa; Chordata; Cladistia; Polypteriformes; Polypteridae. Bases 851 to 4246 code for a protein of 1131 amino acids. Gene Ontology annotation, molecular function: zinc ion binding.
ACCCGUAACCCUGAUGUCCUGCGAAACGAUGCUAAGCAGCGGUGGAUAAAAGCUGCUUCCAGCUCUGUUGGUGGUAUUUAAUCACUGCGCUGAUCGCACUUUUUUCUGUAUCUAAGACGCUUGACUUUUCCAACAGCGCGAUCCUUUGUUUUCAAAUAUGCCUGACGUCAGGUUCUCGCACCAAAAAUGGCUCAGUCUACAACAGCAGGGGCCGGAGAAAGGCGGUCUGGGAGCCGUGGGAUCAAGCCUGCCCACAUUCCUUUCCAAAUCAAGCGUCACCGGAGCACGUCCCCUGUCUCAUGCUCCCGCCUACCCUUCCUCCACCACAUUUGACAGAUAUAAUCAAAGCUGUCUCACAGACGCAGACGAAUGGUCCAGCUUUCACUCCCACACCCACCGUAGCUCUUGUUUUUGCAAAUAACAAGGCCCUUCUCGCGGCCCUGCCCAUUUUCCCCUUAUUCGGCAGUCGGGGCGUGUACCAAGAGGAUAAUCAGCCACGUUCCUGCCCGUACCUUGAAAUAUCAAAGUUUAGCGGCUCCAGUUCAACCCCGCCUCUUUGUAUGUUGACGGGGGUCACGAAUGAUUUGCCAACUCUCUUGUGAUUCCGAAUCCUCGCAUUCGUUUGGGGGCGGGGUUUGCGGAUGCGUCACUCCUCGAUGGUCACGCCCGUUUCGCCUUGUAAAGUGACCCAGUAGGCGUGGAAAUUUUGACAGCACCCGCCUUGAUUUCACCACAUAAGGUUCACAUGACCAAAUAGAGCGAACAAUCGACCACAGUGGAUCCCUUUCCCUUCCUUAUCCCGUUUAUAUGGUACGGCGACUUCCGCUCUUGCUGUAAAAGCAGUGCGAUCAUGGCGGAGCGCUUUCAGCAGCCCCCCGCGAAACGGCUCUGCUGCCGACCGGGCUUCAAUUUGGCGUGCAGACAGGGCCAGCGGGCUGGAGGAGCGGCGUGUGGUGGUGCGGGGACUGCCCAGGGGGGAUCGGGCAAAACGCAGAGCCCGGAAUCGUUGUUGGACAUCGCGGCGAGGAAAGUCGCGGAGAAGUGGCCCUUUCAGAGGGUGGAGGAGCGCUUUGAGAGGAUCCCGGAGCCCGUUCAGAGGAGAAUCGUCUACUGGUCAUUCCCUAGGAGCGAGCGGGAGAUCUGCAUGUACUCUUCCUUCAACACGGGCGGAGAGGAGACUGGGACUGCCGGGGAAAACAGCGAUGAAAGCCGCCUACCUUUCAGACGGGGUAUCGCUUUGCUGGAGAGUGGCUGCGUAGACAACGUCUUGCAAGUCGGGUUUCACCUCAGCGGCACAGUGACGGAACCAGCUUCCCAGUCGGAACCGGAAAUUGUCUGCAACGUUGCGAUCAGCUUUGACCGCUGCAAGAUUACCUCGGUGACCUGUAGCUGUGGAAACAAGGACAUCUUUUACUGUGCACAUGUUGUGGCUCUGUCAUUAUACAGAAUCCGCAAGCCUGAUCAGGUCAAACUGCAUCUUCCCAUUUCAGAGACCCUCUUUCAAAUGAACAGAGACCAACUACAGAAAUUUGUACAGUAUUUAAUCACAGUGCACCACACGGAGGUCCUGCCAACUGCCCAGAAACUAGCAGAUGAAAUUCUUUCCCAGAACUCUGAGAUCAAUCAAGUCCAUGGUGCCCCUGACCCCACAGCAGGUGCUAGUGUAGAUGACGAGAAUUGCUGGCACUUGGACGAGGAACAGGUGCAGGAACAAGUUAAACUCUUCCUCUCACAAUGCGGUUACCAUGGAUCUGGGAAGCAGCUCAACCUGCUGUUUGCAAAGGUGCGAGAGAUGCUGAAAAUGAGGGACUCCAACGGUGCGCGCAUGUUGAUGUUGAUCACUGAGCAGUUCAUCACAGACCCACGCCUUCCUGUGUGGAGACACCAAGGGACCACCAUGACUGAGAAGUAUAGGCAUCUCUGGGAUCAGUUAGGUGCCCUCUGGAUGUGCAUAGUCUUAAAUCCUCACUGCAAGCCAGAACAGAAGGCAGGCUGGCUGAAACAGCUGAGAAAGUGGAACAGUGUAGAUGUUUGCCCCUUGGAAGAUGGAAACCAUGGAAACGAUCUGCCCAAUUUAACCAAUGCCUUGCCUCAGGGUGCGAAUGCCAACCAAGAUUCAGGAAGCAGGCCUCACCGGACUGUUUUCACACGAGCCAUUGAAGCGUGCGAUCUCCAUUGGCAGGACAGCCACUUACAGCACAUUAUCAGCAGUGACCUCUACACCAACUACUGUUACCAUGACAACACUGAAAAUUCACUCUUUGACUCUCGUGGUUGGCCCCUGUGGCAUGAACAUGUCCCUACAGCUUGUGCAAGGGUGGAUGCACUGAGAUCUCACGGUUAUCCAAGAGAAGCACUGAGGCUAGCAAUUGCUAUUGUUAAUACUCUCCGGCGGCAGCAGCAAAAGCAACUAGAGAUGUUCCGUAGACAUAAAAAAGAGCUUCUUCAUAAAGGAAUAACAUCUAUAACAAACCUAGAAGGCUGGGUGGGACACCCACUUGAUCCUAUUGGUACACUUUUCAGUACACUAAUGGAGACGUGUAGAGGAGAAGACAGCUCACCUGCAUUUUUGGACUUCACAGAAACUAUGGGACAGCCAAAGUCUUUAGAGUACCAGCACUUUCCAGUCCAUCGUUUCCUGGAAGAGGGCGAAUCCUACCUGACACUGGCCGUGGAGAUCGCCUUGAUAGGGCUGGGUCAACAGCGGAUCAUGCCAGAUGGGUUAUAUGCCCAGGAGAAGGUGUGUCGUAAUGAAGAACAGCUCAUUAGCAAAUUGCAGGAAAUUGACUUGGAUGACACACUAGUUAAAAUAUUCCGGAAACAAGCAGUCUUCCUUUUAGAAGGUGGUCCAUACAGUGGUCUUGGGGAGCUCAUAUACAGAGAGAGCGUUCCAAUGCACACCUUUGCCAAGUAUCUUUUCACCUCUCUCCUACCUCAUGAUGCUGAACUGGCAUACAAAAUUGCACUGAGAGCAAUGCGGUUACCAGUAUUGGAAUCUUCAGCUCCUACGGGAGACAUGUCCCGGCCUCACCACAUUGCAUCUGUUGUUCCCAAUCGGUACCCCCGUUGGUUCACUCUGAGCCACAUUGAGUCACAGCAGUGUGAGCUGGCGUCUACAAUGCUAACAGCCGCAAAAGGUGAUGGUCGUAGGCUUGAAACAGUAUUGGAAUCUAUUCAGAAAAAUAUCCACUCCUCAUCACACAUCUUCAAACUUGCCCAAGAUGCUUUUAAAAUAGCAACACUCAUGGACAGUUUACCAGAUAUUACUCUGCUUAAAGUAUCUUUGGAACUGGGUCUUCAGGUAAUGCGAAUGACGUUAUCAACGUUAAACUGGCGCCGAAGAGAGAUGGUACGGUGGCUAGUAACUUGUGCUACAGAAGUAGGUGUUUAUGCAUUAGACAGCAUUAUGCAAAGUUGGUUCACCCUGUUCACUCCUACGGAGGCCACCAGUAUUGUUGCCACAACAGUAAUGUCAAAUAGCACCAUUGUCCGGCUGCACUUGGAUUGUCAUCAGCAGGAAAACCUGGCAAGUAGUGCUCGUACUCUGGCCCUGCAGUGUGCCAUGAAGGAUCCUCAAAACUGCGCCCUAUCUGCUCUGACGCUUUGUGAAAAGGACCAUAUUGCAUUUGAGACAGCCUACCAGAUAGUGUUGGACGCCGCCACCACUGGCAUGAGCUAUACUCAGCUUUUCACCAUUGCACGAUACAUGGAGCAUCGUGGCUACCCGAUGCGGGCCUACAAAUUGGCUACCUUGGCCAUGACUCAUCUCAACCUGAGUUACAAUCAGGACACUCACCCUGCCAUUAAUGAUGUGCUAUGGGCCUGUGCAUUGAGCCACUCCCUAGGCAAAAAUGAACUCGCCGCUAUUAUACCUCUGGUAGUCAAAAGUGUCAAGUGUGCCACAGUACUCUCGGACAUUUUACGGAGGUGCACUUUGACAACACCAGGUAUGGUAGCACUUCACGGGCGCAGAAACUCUGGGAAGUUAAUGUCACUGGACAAAGCCCCUUUAAGACAGCUCUUGGAUGCCACGAUUGGGGCAUAUAUAAACACCACACACUCACGGCUCACACAUAUCAGCCCUCGGCACUAUAGUGAAUUUAUUGAGUUCCUCAGCAAGGCUCGAGAGACCUUCUUAAUGGCUCAUGAUGGACACAUUCAGUUUACACAGUUUAUUGACAACCUAAAACAGAUCUACAAAGGCAAAAAGAAACUAAUGAUGCUGGUCCGGGAGAGAUUUGGUUGAUGGAGUUCCAUCUUGUACUUUUUACUUGAGCCUGCCUUUGUACUCUUAACUUAAAGAAAUACAAAAAACUAUUAAUAACAGAGCCACACCGGUAUUAUGUGUAUAGAACUGUUUAGUUCGCAAAAGAAAAAAAACAGAAAAUUGUCAUGUUGUGAAAGUGUGUUUUUCUUUAUUUGUGUGAGAGAGAGCGAGAGCGAGAGAGAGAGAUAAAGAGAGCGAGUGAGAGAGAAAGAGAUUAAAGCUAAAAACAAGAAAAGUUUUGGUUUACACUGAGUAUAUGUUGUCAAGUGGCAAAAGCCCACAUAGCUCUCCUGUUGUUUCUGUAUACAUUCACAGCCUCAAAGAUUAUUAAAAUGGCUUUAAACCAAACGAAACACCUCCAUCCUAAGUGAAAAGUACCUCAUAUGGAUUCAGCUUUAUUCCUUCUUAAUUCAUCGUUUGCAUUUCAGUAUAUUAAUACAAAAAACAUUAAAAAGAGAAAAAAACUAAAUAAAACAGAUCUAAUUAAUUCCAAGGCUGACCAUGUGGCUUUGCAGUGCUGUUCAUCCGGAAGCAUGGCACACAGUGCUUGCGCAUGUGGAAACUUAGCGACUGUCAACAUACAUUCUCAGGGAUUUCUCGGGAAAAAAAAGAAAAAAAAAAAGAAAUACAAAAAUGAAAGAAUGAGAGCAUUUAUUGUACUGUAUAUAUUAUAGUAUAUGUCUGAAUAUUGAAAAAGUAUACAUUAACUAAUUUAUAAAGAAUAUUCUAUGUAAUGCAAAAUACUUGAAGCUGCAGUAGCUUGGUUUUAAACAAAAAACAUAUCAGAAGGACUACAGUGCGCCUUGCUUCAGGGUUGGCUCAGGUGGUGAAUUUAUAUGCUGGGCAUCUAUGCAGAGCCACCUAUUCAAAUUGCAUGAUUGGACUGGUAUCAUGGUUAAAGGAAAAAAGGAAAUAAAAAAACAACUAAAAGCUUUGUAAUGGGCACCAUAGACAAGAGAGACAACCAACAUUAAAGCCAGAGCAGCAAGCCUUAGCAAUUAAUAACAGUAUGCCAGAAUUGGGCUAUGUGCCUCCUAGCCUAGAAAUAUUUCAAUAUAAAAGAAAAAAACUGACAUGUUAGCAAAGGUAAGUAAAACGCCUGUUUUACUAAAUAACCGCCCCCAGUUGUAGAAAUUUGGUCUGACCACAUUACCUUACCAUCCUUCAGAGUAAUCUAAGAAUCAAAGCUCCAUUUGUGCACAAUAACAUUAACAUACUCUGCUGGUAUCUUGACUUUGUGCAGGACAGAAAGUUGCUGUGUAGGUCUGACUGUUCUUUUUGUUUUAUUUUAUGCUUGUAUUUUCUUUUUCUUUUUCUCUAGAGUUCCUAAAAACAAAAGAGAAAAAAAGAACAGCCUUCUAUCUUGCCUUGUCUUAAUGCUUUAAAAUAACCAAACUGGAGAUCUAACAACCAAACUUGUUCAUUAAAUGAAAGCCAACCAACUUUGGUUACAACUUAGUGUCUUUAAUUUAGCUGAAUGGUUCUGUAUCUUGUGCUUUAAAAAGCAGUUUUUAUUAUGUUUUUGGUGCAAAAAGUUGUCUAGUGUCUCUUGUUCCCUUCAUUAGAGAACUUGCUAGAGGUAUGUUUGUAGGUUUUUUGUUUAGAAAAAGGAAAUCAUGCUCUCCAUUUUAUUUAUUAUAAUAGGUAAAAGAUUGUACUUCAUCACCAGUGUAAACAUGCUCAUGAAGUUGAAAUUAAGAUUUGAUACACUGAUAUCAAUUUAUUUAUGUAACUAAAUCACUGUUUUAUAAACUUGUUAAUGAUUCAACAAUUUUUUUUGUUUUAAUUAAAAUUAGUUUUUUGAAAGGUAA